GGGCCCGGCAGGAGCCUUCCGGUUCUCAGAACUCCUUCUCUGUCGCUUGGCAACGGCAGACGCGGCGGCCUCGCGGGCCUUGUGGGGCGCGCUCUCAGUGGGCCCGGCUGGAGGCUGCCAGGGUGAGCCUCAGGGAUGGCCUCCAAACAAGCUAAAAGAAAGGAAGUGCAUCGGAUCAACUCCGCCCACGGAUCAGAUAAAUCCAAAGACAAUGUACCACCAGGUUCAGGGGAACAGAAGAAGGGGAAGUUCCCGAUCUGGCCAGAGUGGAGCGAGGCAGAUAUAAAUGCCGAAAAGUGGGAUGCAGGCAAAGGAGUAAAGGAGAAGGACAAGACGGGCAAGAGCCCCAUCUUUCACUUUUUUGAAGAUCCUGAAGGAAAGAUUGAAUUACCACCAUCAUUGAAAGUCUUUUCCUGGAAACGUCCACAAGAUUUUAUAUUUAGCCGAACUCCUGUAGUUGUGAAAAAUGAAAUGACAUUUGACUUGUUUUCACCAAAUGAACAUUUACUCUGCAGUGAGCUUAUGAGGUGGAUCAUCAGUGAAAUCUAUGCUGUGUGGAAGAUAUUCAAUGGAGGGAUUCUAAACAAUUACAAUAAAGGAAAUUCGGGAGAACUUCCCAUGCUGCUCUGGAAACCCUGGGAACACAUAUACUCUCUCUGCAAGGCCGUGAAGGGUCACAUGCCUUUGUUUAACAGCUAUGGGAAGUAUGUUGUGAAGCUUUACUGGAUGGGUUGCUGGAGAAAGAUAACUAUUGAUGACUUUUUUCCAUUUGAUGAGGAUAACAAUCUGUUGCUUCCAGCUACAACCUAUGAGUUUGAACUGUGGCCAAUGUUACUGUCUAAAGCCAUCAUUAAGCUGGCAAAUGUUGACAUUCACAUUGCACAGAGGCGAGAGCUGGGAGAAUUCACAGUUAUCCACGCACUUACUGGGUGGUUACCUGAAGUCAUUCCUCUUCAUUCAGGGUACGUGGACCGAGUUUGGGAGCUCUUGAAGGAAAUAUUGCCGGAAUUUAAGCUAGUAGAAGAUCACAGUUCUGAAAGCAAACUCACAGUAAUAGACAACAAACUGAAGGAACCUGGGAAAGAGAUAAAGGAUAGCAAGGAGGUGAAAAAUGGGAAGGAAGUGAAAGAUGGGAAGGAUUUCAAACCGGAAAUUUCCGUUACAACCCUGAAGGCUCCGGAGAAAAGCGACAGACCUGCCAAGGAGAAAGCAGAUGCAAAAGACCUUGGGAAGAAGAAGAAGGAUGGAGAGAAGGAGAAGGAAAGAUUCAAAUUUUCAAUCCAUGGUUCAAGACCCUCAUCCGAUGUUCAGUACUCUAUGCAGUCCUUGUCAGAGUGUUCGUCAGCAAUACAGUCCCCUCAUAUGGUUGUGUAUGCCACCUUUACACCACUCUAUUUAUUUGAAAACAAGAUCUUUACAUUAGAGAAAAUGGCGAAUUCUGCAGAGAAACUUAGGGAGUAUGGGCUUUCGCACAUCUGUAGCCACCCUGUGCUGGUGACCAGAAGUAGGUCUUGUCCCCUUGUGGCACCCCCCAAACCUCCUCCGUUACCUCCCUGGAAACUCAUUCGCCAAAAAAAGGAAACGGUCAUAACAGAUGAAGCUCCAGAUGCUGUGCCGAAGAAGCCAGAGCAGUUCCUUGAAAUUUCAAGUCCAUUUUUGAAUUAUAGAAUGACUCCAUUUACGAUUCCAACAGAAACGCGUUUUGUACAAUCUGUUGUUAAGAAAGGGACCCCUCUGGGAUCCAGCCUUCCGCCACUUGUGGAAAAUGAGUUAAACGCAAACACCAGCCAAGGCGAAAUGAACAUGGUAACAGGAAACCAGUCGCAGGGUAAUAUUGCAUCGCAAACUCUAUCUGGAAAAGAUGAACAGGCAGAGCUUUUACUGGGUGAUCUCCACGCACCCGAGGCUAUUGGUUUAGAAAGGGAUUUGAUCAGUCUUACCACAGGAACACAGGACAAGUCACAGGAGGAUCUGGCAACAAUAAACGAAGGAGUUUCCAAAGAAAUAUGGUUAGACUUUGAAGACUUUUGUGUGUGCUUUCACCACAUAUAUAUUUUCCAUAAGCCAAGUUCUUAUUGUCUUAAUUUUCAAAAAUCAGAAUUCAAGUUCUCAGAAGAACGUGUGCCCUACUACCUGUUUGUGGACAGCCUGAAGCCUAUUGAACUAUUGGUUUGCUUUUCUGCUUUGGUGCGCUGGGGGGAAUCUGGAGCCUUAACAAAAGACAGUCCCCAUGUGGAGCCUGGACUUCUGACAGCCGAAGCCAUCACCUGGAAGUCCCUGAAGCCUCUCAGUGCAGUUUUGAGGAUCCACACCUAUGCAACGAAGGCUGUCAUGGUGCGCCUGCCUGUCGGGAGGCACAUGCUACUAUUCAGUGCAUAUUCCCCAGUGGGACACGCCAUACAUGUCUGCAGCAUGGUGACAUUUGUCAUUGGGGAUGAAGAUGUUGUACUGCCCAACUUUGAGCCGGAAAGCUACCGAUUUACAGAACAGUCUCUAAUAAUUAUGAAAGCUGUUGGAAAUGUGAUUGCUAGUUUCAAAGACAAAGCUAAAUUGUCUACAGCUCUGAGGGAUCUACAAGCGGCUCACUACCCAAUCCCACUCUACAACAAAGAACUCACUGCUCAGCACUUUCGGGUUUUCCACAUAUCAUUGUGGCGUUUAAUGAAAAAAUCUCAAGUAGCCAAGCCUCCUUUAAACUUCAAAUUUGCAUUUCGGGCUAUGGUUUUAGACACGGACAUACUGGAUUCUUUGGUAGAGGAUGUCUCUUUAGCGGAAUGGGUGGACUUUAAAUACUGUAUGCCAAUAAAUGAGAAGGAGUAUACUCCGGAGGAAAUAGCUGCCGCAGUGAAACUUCAAUCCAUGUGGAAAGGGACCUAUGUCAGGCUACUCAUGAAAGCCAGAAUGCCAGACACUAAAGAAAAUGCCAGUGCUGCAGAUACACUUCAGAAAAUUUGGACUGUAUUAGAGAUGAAUAUGGAGCAGCAUGCACUCUCUCUUCUAAGACUAAUGUUUAGGAGCAAGUGUAAGUCCAUGGAGUCUUACCCAUGCUAUCAGGAUGAAGAAACCAAGAUGGCCUUCGCUGACUACAUGGUGAACUACCCAGACCAGCCACCGAAUUCUUGGUUUAUAAUAUUCAGAGAAACGUUUUUGGUUCCUCAAGAUAUGAUCUUACUCCCCAAAGUAUACACCACUCUCCCGAUCUGUAUGCUGCACGUUGUUAACAAUGACACAAUGGAGCAAAUGCCGAAAGUGUUUCAGAAGGUGGUGCCUUACCUUUACCCCAAAAACAAGAAGGGAUACACCUUUGUGGCUGAAGCAUAUACCGGCGAUGCAUAUGUGUCAAGUGCGCGAUGGAAACUGCGGCUCAUUGGGUCUUACAACCCACUUCCGUUUCUCUCCCGAGACACUCCGUGCAGCACCUUCACCAUGAAGGAGAUCAGAGACUACUACAUCCCUAACGACAAGAAAAUCCUGUUCAGGUACUCCAUUAAAGUGACAGUGGCACAGUGUAUUACAAUACAGGUCCGCACAUCCAAGCCUGAUGCCUUCAUCAAGCUACAGGUGCUGGAAAGUGAGGAGACCAUGGUGAGCACCACGGGCAAAGGGCAAGCCAUCAUCCCUGCCUUCUACUUCCUGGGGAGUGAAAGAGCAUUGAGCUCCCAGUCUAGCAAGCAAAUUCUCUUAUCUCACACUUCACCUAAAAAAGAACAAGAAGUGAUAACCAAGAAAAAAACUGGCCAGGCAAGUCAGAAAUCCUUUAAGAGCAGACCUGGGAGCGUGGCAGUAGAUGCGGGUCUGCCUCUGCUGGAAGAAGAAGUUCUGAAUGUUACGACUGUAGAAGAAAAUUCUAGCACACCACAACAGUGCUACAAAUACAUCAUACAGUGCAUGGUGAUGUUUAACAGCUGGCCUCUCACUGAAACACAACUGACAUUUGUGCAGGCGCUAAAAGACUUAGAGAAAAUGGAUGUCAAAGCACUCAGAAGGCAGAGGCAGGUGGAUCUCGCCCCAAGAACUCCCGCUGUCUUAGAAGAAUCUCAGGAAGACACAGAGAAACAUGAAGAACUAAUUACCGUAGGAAGCCCAGACUCCCAUGCUGUCAGUGAAGGGCAGAAAUCUGUAGGAGUUUCCAAAACAACAAGGAAAGGCAAGGAGAAGGCUGGGGAGAAAGAGAAGUUGGCCAAGGAAAAGCAAGCGCCUCGCUUUGAACCUCAGCCAAUACCCACUGUUCACUCUCAACAAGAGGAUCCCAACAAACCCUACUGGGUUUUGAGGCUGGUUUCUGAACACAGCGACUCAGACUAUGUUGACGUGAAGAAAGACACGGACCGGUCAGAUGAAAUCCGAGCCAUGAAGCAAGCUUGGGAGGCAACUGAGCCCGGGAGGGCUAUCAAGGCUUCGCAGGCCCGUUUGAAGUACCUCAAUCAGUUCGUUAAGAAGCCAUCUGAUGUCCCUGUCCAAGAGACUUUGUCUGCGACCCAGAGCCAAACUAAAACUUCAGAUGAAGAAGACAGCAUCAGAUCUCCUGAAACUAGAGGAACUGUAGAAGUAGCAGGAAGUGCGGGGAAAGAGGCAGACACCAAAGAACUGACACCAGCCACAGUGGGAACUUUGUUGUGGAAGAAGUGGAAACUGUCCAAGAGCAUCAAGGAACUGGCAAAAUCCUCAAGCAACGAGAGCAAAAUGCCUGCGGCAGGGAAGCAAGAGAGAGAACUGAGUGUACCUAAGGAGACUUUUGUGGUACCCCGUUCACGAUCUCAGACAAUUUUGGAAAUGUCUCCACGACUCAUUCGAAAAGCACUAGAAUUUGUGGACUUCAGUCAUUAUGUACGGAAAACUCAUGAUGAGCCCAUGCUGCUGACAGAAGAACUGAAUAAGCAGCAAGCAAUGCAGAAGGCAGAAGAAGUCCACCAGUUCCGGCAGUAUAGGUCCAGAAUCCUUAGCAUUAGAGACAUCGACCAGGAAGAGCGAUUUAAGCUAAAGGAUGAGGUUCUAGACACCUAUCGGGAGAUGCGGGACUCUGUAGAUGAAGCCCGACAGAAGAUCCUUGAUGUCCGGGAAGAAUAUAGAAACAAAUUAUUAGAGGCGGAGCGCCUAAGGCUGGAAGCUUUGGCAGCUCAGGAGGCUGCAAUGAAGGUGGAGACAGAGAAGAAGUCUCCAGUUUCUGACUCGCAGAAGAAGAAGAAAGGAAAGAAAAAGUGACUGAGAGAUUGAGGAGUGUUGAAGGCAUUAUCACUUUGCCUCUUGAUAAAACAUCAGAUCAAUUGAAACUGGAGGAAUGUUUCCCACUACAGUUUCUACUUUUUAAUGUUAGCAUGUUAGUUUUCUUAGAAAGGAUUUGAAUCCAUUAGCGGAUCAGAUGUUCUAAUUUCACUAAAAUUGUUAAAAAAUAGUUCAGAUUAUAAAUAAAAUUGUGCUAUACUUUGAAUUUCUUGCAUUAAAAUAAAUUUAUAUGUG
Molecule: messenger RNA, 5457 nt
Organism: Mesocricetus auratus (golden hamster)
Lineage: Eukaryota; Metazoa; Chordata; Mammalia; Rodentia; Cricetidae
Gene: Adgb
Product: androglobin
Exons: 39
Coding region: 136-5202 (1688 amino acids)
Biological process (GO): proteolysis
Molecular function (GO): protein binding; heme binding; calcium-dependent cysteine-type endopeptidase activity
Source: RefSeq, a predicted model, not a curated record